UACUACGUAUAUAUUCUUAAUUAUCUAUGCUAGCCGGUCUUGUGCGGUGAUUUGGUGUUUUUUAUUCCGUAAUUGAGAAAAUUGCUAAAUUGUAACUACUUAACUGUUUAAGUGCAGAUAUAAAACAUAUAACUGUAUAGUGUAUAUUUUUCCCAACAGGUGCAUUAUUAAUACCAAUCUUGCUUUCAUUAGUCAAUUAAAAUUCACUAUACGAUUUCCUUGUGACCUUUGCCUUUAUUUGUCCAUAUUCAAUAUAGCCAGUGUCCAGCAGUUCAUGCUAGUGCAAGAAUUAGAUUCCGAUUUUUUUAAAGAUGGAGCUUGAAAUCCUGAGUGUGUCUGGAUCAAAACCUAUUGGAAAGGUGAAUGUAAACGAUUCUGCCACUGUUAAAGACGUUAAACAGAAGAUUUAUAAAAAUUUAAAGAAAAACCUUUAUCCGGACAGGCAAUCAAUAAAAACUGAGUUAAAAGGUAAAUCAUUAAAAGAUGAGGCUACAUUACAGUCUUUAAAUGUAGUGAAUGGUGGCAAGCUCUAUCUUCAAGAUCUCGGACCACAAGUGUCUUGGAAAAACGUAUUUUUAGCUGAGUAUGCUGGUCCAUUAUUUGUUUACCUUUGGGCUUAUCAAAGACCGUGGCUCCUGUAUGGAGAGCAAACUUCGGCACCUGGAACUGUGGCAAGUAUUGCAGCUAUUUGCUGGUCAGUGCACUAUGCUAAGAGACUUCUGGAAACUUUGUUUGUUCACCGUUUCUCACAUGGCACUAUGCCCCUAAGAAAUUUAUUUAAAAAUUGUUCAUAUUAUUGGUUGUUUGCAUUAUACAUUGCAUACCACAUUAACCAUCCCCUAUACACAGCUCCAUGUAAUACUUGUGUCUAUGUUGGAUUAAUUGGAUUUACUAUCUGUGAAUUGGGUAAUUUGAGUAUCCAUAUUUUGCUCAAGAACCUCAGACCACCUGGCACCAAGGUCAGACGUAUUCCUGUCCCAGAUAGCAACCCUUUCACUCAACUCUUCAACUUUGUGUCAUGCCCUAAUUACACUUAUGAGUUUGGAUCAUGGCUCUUCUUUACAAUCCUGACCAAAUGUGCUCCAGCUGGUAUAUUUGCUGUGGUCGGUCUAUACCAGAUGUCAGUAUGGGCUCUUGGCAAACACCGCAACUACAAGAAGGAAUUCUCUGACUACCCAAAGGGUAGAAAAGCUAUCUUGCCUUUCAUGCUAUAAAAACAAUUGUGUAAUUUAAUGUUACGUCACCAUUGAAGGUCAGCAACAUGCAAGUGUAAAGCAGUUAAAUUCAUUUAAUAUGACGUAAAUAACGAUGGUUUCUGGUAGGCUAUCGUUUCUUAUUAAUUUAUUCCUUUAAGCUGUUGAAGGUGAACAAGUUCGUAUAUUAAUGCUAUUAUAAUAGGGUUAUUGGUAAGACUGUUUAUUAAGUGGUGAAUGUUUCAUUUGGGAUUUUUUUGUUAAUGUCUGACUGUUACUUUGCAUUUACUGUUUUGUUCUAUACAUAAAAAUCUCUAUUGGAACGAUUUAUAAUAUAUUUAUUCCAGCCAAAACCAGAAAUAAAUUUUUCAGCCGUCAUCUCAAUAGGGAUUUUUAGGCAUAUAGCUUAAUAUUUUUUUUAAAUAAAAUUACCGAUAAAC
Molecule: messenger RNA, 1633 nt
Organism: Pieris rapae (cabbage white)
Lineage: Eukaryota; Metazoa; Arthropoda; Insecta; Lepidoptera; Pieridae
Gene: Sc2
Product: very-long-chain enoyl-CoA reductase
Exons: 5
Coding region: 312-1214 (300 amino acids)
Biological process (GO): very long-chain fatty acid biosynthetic process
Molecular function (GO): oxidoreductase activity, acting on the CH-CH group of donors; protein binding
Source: RefSeq, a predicted model, not a curated record